Molecule: messenger RNA, 1069 nt
Organism: Spodoptera litura
Lineage: Eukaryota; Metazoa; Arthropoda; Insecta; Lepidoptera; Noctuidae
Source: RefSeq, a predicted model, not a curated record
AUGGGUGCGGGCGUGUUGAAUAAUGACGCGAAAAGUGGUACAAUAUGGGUGGCGCGCCAUGUACCCCAAAAUCGAGACAUAUUUAUCUCAUGUGCUGGCAAUGGUCAAGUUUCUUUGUGGAAAUAUGAAUAUCCUGAACACAGAUACCAUGUAGACCACCAAGGAGUAUCCAGUGGUGUGCCAGGGAAAUUGAAACGUCUUCAGCGUAUGGUCGUCAGCUCACAACCUAUAAAUGCUUGGGAAUGGAACCGCGACCAUCUUGGAUUAGCCGUCGCUACUGCCUACGACCAGUGUGUUAGAGUUCUAGUGACUACCAAACUUAAUUUGCAAUAGAUUUCGUUAUUAAAGUAACAAUUUAUUAUUGUAUUUGUAAACUUAAAACUUGUCUUUAAGUUAAGAAAGACCGCAAAGAUUACUGCAGACUGUACUUAUUUUUAUUUUUGGAUUACAGUACCUUGUUUCAAGAGAAAUAUAUUUAAGUUUUUAUUUUUGUUACAUUUUUUUUUUAAUUAUUGCAUUUAAGUCUUAGUUGCAGAUUUCCUAAGUUGCAGUAUGCACCUUUGUCAAGUUAAUGUACGUACCUAUUACAUUCAUCAUGAAAGAAUUUUACACACAGGUUUUUUAUUUUCAAUUUUGUGUAUGUGUGUGCGUGUUUAUUCCACAACCGUUAUUACGGUUAUAAUUAUUGCACUUACUUUACUAGUUCAAGUAGCAAUCAAAUGAUUAAUUGCUGCACUCAAUUAAUAAACAAUAAUUGCUUUAUCAAUGUAAAUUAUUUCACUUGUUGGACAAGUUUAUAAUGGCCUAAUGGGGUUAAUUAAUUUGUUUGUAAGAAAUUUCCACACGGAAUUUCCUGCAUCUAGAAGGCAGAGGCAAAAUACAAAUAAAACAAAAUAUAAAUUUUCUAACUAAAAGAGCGAUUUAUUGUUAGCCCUAGUACUUUAGGUACACAUUAUAAAUAAAAUUAAGGCUAGCAUUCAGUUCUUAUGACCACUAAUGUUUUUCAAGUUAAUUGAUCGUCCGCGCCAAACUAAAGUCGUGUCGAGUUCAUGGUAGGUACUGUCAUUAU